Molecule: messenger RNA, 216 nt
Organism: Ostertagia ostertagi
Lineage: Eukaryota; Metazoa; Nematoda; Chromadorea; Rhabditida; Trichostrongylidae
Source: the annotation of a GenBank genome assembly
AUGACGUUCUUCAUCGGGAUCGCAGCCUGCGGCGUAGCAGCUAUAUUCUUUGGCUCGAUGUUUGUUGCACUCCGGCGAAUUGAGACUGGAGAUGGAAUCUUCGCUCAGUGGAUCAUUGCUAUGGCGAUUCUUUGCGUUGGAUUCGCUGACUUCUGGUAUCGAGGAUUUCCCGGUUUUUAUCCAUUGGCAAUGAUUGGCGGUGCUCUAUGGACAAUG